This is a messenger RNA of Xenopus tropicalis (tropical clawed frog), 2882 nucleotides long. Its product is annotated as protein kinase C delta type. Gene Ontology annotation, molecular function: kinase activity; transferase activity; protein serine/threonine kinase activity. Lineage: Eukaryota; Metazoa; Chordata; Amphibia; Anura; Pipidae. The coding region runs from base 339 to 1166 and encodes 275 amino acids. The record is from RefSeq and is a predicted model, not a curated record. The transcript has 8 exons.
UGAAUUAUGGGUUUCCGGAUAAGGGAUCCCAUACCUGUAUAAUAGCAAACAGGAGAUGUAAGUAGAAUGUAACUGGGCCAGUAACACUGUGUGAGGUAUCUUUGUUGGGAUUCAGCUCAUGUGCAGUUAAUAGAAUUUCUUCUCUUCCAGAAGAAGGAAUCAGCCCGAAGAGGCCGUGCCGCGCACCCCCGAGACCCCUCUCACUUACCAUCUCCAGCUACACCCUGCACUGUGUGCUUGGGCGAGGAUCAUAUGGGAAGGUGGCGUUGGCUUCCACGGCCACAACCAACCAACUGGUGGCCAUAAAGACCAUCUUGAAGAGGCCACAGAAGGAGAACAUGGAGUACAUCCUGCGGGAGGCGCGAGUGCUCAGGGUCGCUGCGGGGCACCCAUACCUGUGCCGUGCCUACGCAGCCUUCCAAACCCAGACCCGCGCCUUCUUCACGAUGGAGUAUGCGAGUGGGGGGAGCCUCGAGUUGGAGAUAAGGAAGAGAAAACACCUGAAAAUGAGGAAAGUGAUCUUCUACUCGGCGGAGAUCAUUUGCGGACUGCAGUAUCUACAUUCCCAUGGUAUCAUCCAUCGUGACAUCAAACCAGGCAACAUCAUGCUGAGCAGCGAAGGUCACAUUAAGAUCCUGGACUUUGGCUUGGCAGCGGAAGGAGUGUACGGCGACAGCACCACCAAUGGCAGGUUUGGAACCUUUGCCUACAUGGCUCCAGAGGUGCAUAGAGAGAAGGAGUACAGUGCAGCUGUGGACUGGUGGUCGUAUGGCAUCACCCUGUGCCAAAUGGCUACUGGUCAGUACCCUUUCCAUCUUGGAAAUAAUCUGCAAGACUUGAGAAGAUCUAUCCUCCGGGAACAACCCACCUACCCAGCAUGGAUUGGCCGUAAACUGCACCGUCUCCUGGGAAAGCUUCUGAAGAAGAAGGUCUGCAAUCGCCUUGGGAUCAAUGGCAACAUAAGAGAAGAUCCCUUUUAUGAGUCCAUUGAUUGGGAGGAACUUGAAAACCAAAGAGUUCCAGCUCCGUUCCAGCCAGAAGCUCAAUCAGUGGAGGACUUUGACGAAUGUGUUAUGACCCCCAUGCAGUUUGUAGAGGACCCAGCUCCAUCAGGAAAUUACAUCAUUAAGGACUUUUCCUAUCAAAGUGUCGGAUGGGAGGCGUAAGUAACAUCACUGGACAACACAUUCCUACACACAUUCUUACAACUAUUGGCUGUUUCAACUUGCCAACUUGCCAUCCUCUGCCCAAACAUCUCUUGCCAUCUGUAGCAUUAUCUUACUGCCACCUCCAUCUGGCACAACCACUUCUUCCAUCUGGCACUACCCACUCCAUCAACUUCCAUCUUCCAUGUCUUGUAUGACCAUCAGUUCCAUCUUGCCACAUACCAAACAUCUUUCUGUUCAAAUGACACCAUUUGGCUGUACUAUUCGUACCACUUUGUUGGUACCACAUACUACUGCACCACUCUCUAGGUAGCUCCUCUGCAAGGAACAGCUGUAAAUUCUACUGUAUUUGCAUUUCCUUCUCUCCCAUCCACUCCAAUUACACCAGUGGAGCCUUCGUCUCUAUUUAUGCCACCAGUGGAGCCUCCCCUUUCUUGAGCUGCUUGUCCACCUGUGGUGCCUUUAUUUCCAUCCACCAAAACUUUACAAUCAGCGCUUCCCACUGCACAGCAGUUCCACCAGUGGUGUCUCCCCUUGCACCCACCAGAAUACCACCAGCUGUGCUUCCGUCCUUUCCAUCCAAAAUGUGGUUUAAUACCAGGAGCACCCCAUGUCACUGGGUAGACCCCGCAUUCCUUUCCAUUCCAUCCCUCAGACUGCAGAAGCCGGGGUCUGCAGGCUGCCUGGGGCCAAUGGAAUGGAACGGAAUGCAGAAUUCACCUUGUGUCUUAAAGGUGCUUGUGUGUAUUCUGUCAUAUUACCUUGUCUUUAAUUUACCCUGCUUCCCUUCAUUAAAGCAGUACCGCCCCUUAUCCACCAUACUUUCUCCAGCCCAACCUCGCCUUCCAGCCAACAGUUACUCCAGCAGUGCCACCUUUCCAUCCAAAAUGUGGUUUAAUACCAGGAGCACCCUAAGUCACUGGGUAGACCCCGCAUUCCUUUCCAUUCCAUCCCUCAGACUGCAGAAGCCGGGGUCUGUAGGCUUACUGGGGGCCAAUGGAAUGGAACGGAAUGCAGCAUUUCCCUUGUGGCUUAAAGGGGCUUAUGUGGAUGCUACCAUAUUUCCACUUACCCUGUUUCCCUUCAUUAAAGCAGUACCACCCCUUGCAUCUACCACAGCUUCACCAGCCUCACCGAGCCUUUCAUCCAGUUUGUUCCCUUCCAUCUAAAAUAUGGUUUAAUACACUGUUAUAUUCCCUUAUGUUCCCUUUAUUAAAGCAGUACCGCCCCUUAUCCACCACACUUUCUCCAGCCCAACCUCGCCUUCCAGCCAACAGUUACUCCAGCAGUGCCACCUUUCCAUCCAAAAUGUGGUUUAAUACCAGGAGCACCCCAUGUCACUGGGUAGACCCCACAUUCCUUUCCAUUCCAUCCCUCAGACUGCAGAAGCCGGGGUCUGCAGGCUGCCUGGGGCCAAUGGAAUGGAACGGAAUGCAGAAUUCACCUUGUGUCAUAAAGGUGCUCGUGUGUAUUCUGUCACAUUACCUUAAUUUACCUUUAAUUUACCCUGCUUCCCUUCAUUAAAGCAGUACCGCCCCUUAUCCACCACACUUUCUCCAGCCCAACCUCGCCUUCCAGCCAACAGUUACUCCAGCAGUGCCACCUUUCCAUCCAAAAUAUAAUUUAAUACACAGAAGACUCUUAAGAAACAUGGUAGACCCUGCAUUUUUUUCCAUUCCAUCCCUCAGACUGCAGAAGCCGGGGUCUGUAGGCUUA